AUGGAAUCUUCAAUCGCAGAGAGACAAGCUGCGCACGAAACCGUCUUCCACACCCCAGAGAUCCUAGAAAUCAUCCUCGACUUCCUCUCUUUCCCAGACCUCUCCGUGUGCUGCCUCGUCAGCCAACGCUUCCUCGGCACGAUCGAGUCCUCGCUCCUGCAACGGAAAUUAUCAGCCUGCGAGACGGUCCAAACAGAGACCCUCCAAUACGCCACCAAACCGAACGGCGCAUUCGACUACGACCUCGGUGUCAAGACAAGCAACAGGAAACUAAGCCCCCUACUCUCCGCCUCGAAAGGCGCACACAUCCGCCUCGACCUAAGCCCAAAUUGCGCCCCCACCACAGCCCUCCUCUUCUCCAUCAACGACUUCCUCUCCUCCCCCGACACCUGGCGACGAACCUACCUCACCCUCCCCCCGAUCCCCGCCGCCCGCCUACGCAUGGAAUGGACUCUCGAGCACGACGGCUUCUCCGGCAAGCUCUUCGACGAGGGGAAAGUGGAGAGUGUGGACGGGAAGGGGUUGACGUUCGGGGAGCUUUGGGAUGGGUUGAUGGCGAAGAGGCCUUGGCAUUAUUAUUCGGUUCAUAGGAUGGGGGCUAGGGUGGGGAAUGUCGAUGCGGAGGAGAGGACUGUGGAGGGGACGCUGGGACGGCUGGAGGUUUUGACGGAGGGGAAGGUGAGCGUUGUGGAGGGACGGUGUUGGGUGCAGAUACCGAGGAUGACGGGGCUGGUUGAGUAG
This is a messenger RNA of Zasmidium cellare ATCC 36951, 741 nucleotides long. RefSeq lists its product as uncharacterized. NCBI's taxonomy places the organism in Eukaryota, Fungi, Ascomycota, Dothideomycetes, Mycosphaerellales, Mycosphaerellaceae. Bases 1 to 741 code for a protein of 246 amino acids. The transcript has a single exon. The record is from RefSeq and is a predicted model, not a curated record. Gene Ontology annotation, molecular function: protein binding.